This is a messenger RNA of Chrysoperla carnea, 882 nucleotides long. RefSeq lists its product as uncharacterized. Lineage: Eukaryota; Metazoa; Arthropoda; Insecta; Neuroptera; Chrysopidae. Bases 1 to 882 code for a protein of 293 amino acids. The transcript has a single exon. The record is from RefSeq and is a predicted model, not a curated record.
AUGUAUCGCCAAAUCACGGUGAAAGGGAAGCAUCAAGCUUUACAACAGAUUUUGUGGCGUGAUUCUCCCAAAGAAAAAAUCCAAUGUUUUCAAUUAAAUAGGGUCACUUAUGGUACCGCAUCAGCGAGCUAUUUGGCAACACGAUGUCUGUUGCAAUUAGCGCAAGACGAAGGAACUAAUUUCCCUUUAGCUGCGCGAGCCAUUGAGAACAAUUGUUAUGUUGAUGAUGUAAUGAUUGGGACCUCAAAUGUAGAAACUGCUCUUCGCUUACAAACAGAGUUGAUUCAGCUAUUAGGAAAAGGAAACUUUGAGUUACACAAAUGGUACUCUAAUGACAGUCGUGUGUUAAAUAAUAUUGAUAAGAAUAAACGGGAAAAAUGUUCCUUUCAGUUUUCCGAUGGAGAUUCGAUCAUUAAAACGUUGGGUUUAAUCUGGAAUCCCCAUACGGACGUAUUUCAGAUUUCAGUACCCAAUGAAAUAAUGAACUCCAAAAAUACUAAAAGAGAAAUUUUAAGUUGUAUAGCAAAAUUGUUUGACCCUCUUGGGCUAAUAGCUCCUGUUUGCGUGUCCGCUAAAAUUGACAUGCAGAAAAUAUGGCGUGAAAAAUUAAAUUGGGACGAUAGUGUCCCUGAUGAAAUAUUAGAAAUGUGGAUUUCUUUAAAGGGAAGUUUUGAAACAUUGAAAGAUUUGUUUAUUCCACGAUUAAUUUCAACUGCAAACUCCAUUAGGUAUCAGCUACAUGGAUUCGCUGAUAGUUCGCUAAUGGCAUACGGUUGUGCAAUUUAUUUGGUAUCAUUUGACAGUCAUAAUAAGGGAGCAGCAAGACUAGUUUGCUCCAAGUCGCGUGUAGCACCGAUAAAACCGGUUACACUUCCUCGCUAG